Cercospora beticola is the source of this 3154-nucleotide messenger RNA. Its product is annotated as fungal specific transcription factor domain-containing protein. Gene Ontology annotation, molecular function: sequence-specific DNA binding; zinc ion binding; DNA-binding transcription factor activity, RNA polymerase II-specific. NCBI's taxonomy places the organism in Eukaryota, Fungi, Ascomycota, Dothideomycetes, Mycosphaerellales, Mycosphaerellaceae. The record is from RefSeq and is a predicted model, not a curated record. Gene Ontology annotation, biological process: positive regulation of transcription by RNA polymerase II; DNA-templated transcription.
UCAUCACUCGAAGACAACCAGUCUCAAGAAAGAAGAUGCUGUCUUCGAUUCGAUGCCAGGGGUCUCACACUACGAAUUGACGAUCAUUCAACCUGGUUGUUUGGAGCACGCACAGUCUUGACCAAAAUGCCUUCUUCUCUCUACUCUGUCGAACCUGUGAGGCCGCAUGGCACCGUGACCUUCGCGGUUCCACCUUGUGGUCCACCACAUCUUACUGCUUCGUGGGCAUGUUGAAACGAGGGCAAGCGGCACAACGCGGCGAAAAUUCUUGGCAAGUCAGGCUCUUUCCAACUUCACUUCACGGAGCAGUCCUGCGUCUCCACACACGAUGCCUCUCGUUGUCGCGCAGGGUCUAGAGAAAGGGGACAGCCGCAAUGAAUGAGUCGCGUUCCGGCGAGACAGGUAGUCAGACACCGGAGCCACACCGCCAGAAGAAAGUCCGCCUGGCCUGCCAACGAUGUCGAGAUCGCAGGAUUAAAUGUGACGGAGAAGUUCCGAGCUGCUCAAAAUGCGCCAAGGCUGGCGGUAUGUCCGCUUCCAAUGUGGAAGCCUUGUGUGGAUGUUGACUGAACACAGUACCCUGUAUUGACGUCGACGCGAGGAGAAGUGGUAACACGAUCGCGAGAUCUUUCUUGACAGAUGCACAAGCCAGGCUUGCGUGGCUUGAAGAUCUCGUAAAGACUCACAUACCUGGCAUCGAUCUUGAGGCUGGUCCCAAGAGGCCUGAGGGAGAGGCAAGCAAUGUUCAAGAAACUCCCACUACUGGAAGCAAGAGAAGACGUUCCUCGACUGCUAACGGUAGCGAGGAUCUUUCUGCCGUCUUUCGCAAGGCUCGGCGUAUGGCACUAGACCUGGGACUCUUCUCCUUGAACACGAAUUUGUCGCAAACUCACUACCUAGGAUCAUCCUCUGGCUCCUUCUUCGCAAGCCUGCUGCCGGAGGACCAGCAUGUUGAACAUCAAGACGGCAGUUCAGAGCCAGAAUCUGAUGCCGAGAACGUACCACACCGACCGAUCUCGCCUCGUGGCAGUUCUCAUACGCUAUUCUCGCUGCUGAAGCAGAGUUUGCCGUCCAGGACAGAUUGUGGUCGGAUGAUCAAGCUCUUCUACGACUACUAUCAUGCAGAAUAUCCUGUGCUGCAUCAGCCUAGCUUUGCUGCCCUGGUCGAUGCACUUUAUGCUGCUGCGGAAGCUUCUCCGUCUUGUGCUCUUCAGCACAACGGCUGGCCUGAUAGCGUUCGCGUCUUCUCCUACAACGGCGUUGUUGGGCGUCAUGACGGACGAGACACGAUUGCGAUACCCAUUCGUACAGCGGCUACACAGAUUUUCUUUGUCUUGAGUAUUGCAGCAGAUCUCCAAACCAGGAAACGAAUAUUCAGCGCAGACCCCAGCAGAUUUCAUGCACAGGCGCUCGCAUUGUUUCAGCUCGCCAUUGCGGAGGUCUCUUUGGCAGCCGUCCAAUCAAUGGUACUUUACGUACUACAUAGCUUCUUGACAGCUGAGAGCGGCAACAUUUGGGUCGUUCUACACAUCGCACUGGCCCAUGCGAUCGAUCUUGGCUUGCACCGAAACGUCACAGCCUCAGGACGGACCACGGAGACGGCUUCGCAAAUGCGUCGCCGAGUCUUCUUCAGCCUUUACGCCCUGGACAGAUACGUAAGUACCGCCCAGGGACGACCACUGGGCUUUUCGGACAACACGCUGGAUCUUGCCGCGCCUCAAAUCAUACAUGAUGGUAGAGCGCAUGUUCAGCAGGAUCAGGCUUUUCUGUUCUACAGUAUUAGUCACUUCCAAUGGGCAGCUAUUAUUUCUGCUAUCAAGCAACAGCUGUACUCCUUCAUCCCGCACGAUGUACCUUCCAGCACUGCCGCUGAACUGCAUGCAGAUCUGAACUCCCGGCUUGACCAGUGGCUCCAGGAGACUAACGCUGCCGUCGAAGACUUGCCGAAGAAUACUCUUCGCCGCUUUCGUACCGAGAUCAAGAUUGACUAUCACUUUGCGAUUGGUUUGCUCUAUCAGCCAUCACGAGUCAGCCGUACACCAAGUAUGCAAGCGCUGCAACGAUGCCUCCGCAGCGCCAGCGAGAGAUUGCGACUCUACUGGGACCUCCACGAUCAGAACAAUCUCGCGCUUUCAUGGCCACGAACUCACGGCAUCUUCUUGGCCGGAGCUACACUCGUAUACUGUAUAUGGAGUUCCGCGGAAAUAAGGUCUACUAUAGUGGUCGCUGAGCUGGCUGCUGACCUACGACUCUGCUCAAGCUUACUGACAUUAGGGGCAGAGUGGUGGCCCCUCGCGCAGCGCGGGCGCCGAAGCUUUGGAAACCUCGCAGACUCCACCAUCGAAUUUCUUGCUGGGCCCUGCGGUAUCAACCAGCAUCCGAUCGCACCCUCAGCGACUCAUGGAGCUAGCAUUCCUAUACAUGACCAGCACGGCCUUGCCACGGACUCAAACCAAUGGGCAGAUAUCGAAAUUGCUCUGCAGUCAUUUUUACAGCACGAAUAUCAGCUUACAGACAUGCUUGAUGUGCUGGAUGCCUCUCCAGUUGACCCCAUGAAUCCUACGUGGAUAAUGCCCAACACAUGGUGACCAAGGUGGCCAUGCCACCAAAACAUUUACACCAUAGCGACGUAUUAGUCUCAACAUCAGAAGUCGUACAACGUUGUUGGAUUCUCGACCAUGAUCGCUCGCCAUUCCUGAUCUGUGACCCAGCUCCUCAGGCUGCGUAACCAAGCACCAUCGUCCACUUCCAGAAAUGGAGUCAGUUGCAAGGCCUCUUCUGGCGAUCUCACCUUCAUCCUUUGUGUGUGCGGCCAAUCUGAACCCCACAAGAUCCUUCGAGGAUUGGCAUCCACCAGGACUCGAACGACUUCUUCCAUGUCAGCAUAAUCCGGAAUAUCAUUAGAGCAUCGAUACGGCGCGCUCAGCUUGACCCAGAGAUUGCCGGCUUGCAACGCCCUGGUGAUCGCCGCAAAUGCAGGUAGCGACUAUACUUCUGCAGACAGACUUUUUCCCUGGAGCAGAGCAUGGUGGUCAACUACUACAUGCACGGGCAAGCUUGGUAUGAGUCCCGCCAACGGCUUCCAAUCCUCGGAUUCCAGCUGCAAGAAGUCUAUACUCCAUUUCCAAGGCCGAAUCCUCUCGGCAUACCACAC